UAUAAAUACUGGAAGAGGGCCCACUGGACACAUGUAUUUUAGUGAGCAACAUGGUUGCAAUCAGCCUAUUUGUUCUCCUCGUAUUGUGCAACAGUCUUAUUCCCUACUACGAAGCCAAGUUCGUUGGAAGCAUCGAAGAUUUGGAUUUUACUUACGCCUUUCCGUACGAACCAGAGAAUGUCACGUGGGCAAUAACAGAAAAGCCGAAAAAUGCAACCACUACAGUUUCGAAUACUACCCCUCAGCCAGACUACAGUAAUCUGUAUCAAGCUAUUCCUUUACUAUCGAAUCAGGCUAUAACGUUCAUAAAAAUGUUGAAUGAAUUCAAUGAUAAAAACUAUCGGUCGCUGGUCAGAUUACUCAGCCAAAUUUCAUCUUCUCUAUCGAACCCAUCAGAUUUCGAGAACGCAUUGCAAAUAUGGGUACGGAUAGCUGAGGGAUCAGAACAGCUCACCGAAAGUUUUCUUCAACGGAUGUCUGCUCUAGUUGAGCCCAACAGACCAGUUGAGCACGCAACCGUACUGCUUUCAAACUUGAAGACCUACAUGGAAUCGUACAUCUCGGAUGUGUUGAAACGGCAAGACGCUGCGCUUCAAACGGCAUUUGAUAUGCUGGAUCGAGACACGCUGACGAAAGAAGAAUUGACUCUACUAGAUACACUCUUUGGCUUCCAGCAACGAAUUCAAGCACAUUCCUUCAAAACGCUCAACGAAUACGUUGGUCUUGUUGAUGGCUUGGCGGCGGUUACAAAAGACUCACGCUAAUCUUGACUGUAUGGCAACACGCAGUAGACAUCCCAAAUUGUGCAUCAUCAUCCGUAAUCCCAAGUUGAUGUAUACGUAUCUU
This is a messenger RNA of Dicrocoelium dendriticum, 846 nucleotides long. The record is from the annotation of a GenBank genome assembly. Lineage: Eukaryota; Metazoa; Platyhelminthes; Trematoda; Plagiorchiida; Dicrocoeliidae.